Acanthopagrus latus (yellowfin seabream) is the source of this 2583-nucleotide messenger RNA. It is a transcript of the gene gng12b, whose product is annotated as guanine nucleotide-binding protein G(I)/G(S)/G(O) subunit gamma-12. Lineage: Eukaryota; Metazoa; Chordata; Actinopteri; Spariformes; Sparidae. Gene Ontology annotation, biological process: G protein-coupled receptor signaling pathway. Gene Ontology annotation, cellular component: heterotrimeric G-protein complex. Bases 368 to 586 code for a protein of 72 amino acids. The transcript has 4 exons. Gene Ontology annotation, molecular function: G-protein beta-subunit binding. The record is from RefSeq and is a predicted model, not a curated record.
AGAGUGCAGCCCGGCGGCUCAGCAGCAGAUGUCUGAGUCCUCCUGACGCUGAGCUGCACACCGACGCGGCUCCAUGUUCACUUUCUGCGUCGUCAAACUUCUUUUUUUCUCUCGACACAGCGACGAGUUAAAAAAAAACAAAAAACCAACAACCCAAAACCAAAAAAACUGCGUGUCUGAAUGAAACGAGCUCCUCGGGCGGCGUGUCGUUCAUGGCUGGACUCUGAUAAAAGGAACGAAACAGCAACAACAAGUGAGUCGGAUCUGAGAGGCCAGAUUAAUGCUGUUCACCCUGUCCGGGACUUCGACACAUGCUCUUUGAGAUCUCUUCCCACACAGGUUCGAGCACAGCUGUCCGCAGACUGCGAUGUCAUCGAAAAUGCAGAGCUCCAGUAGCAUAGCUCAGGCCCGGCGGACGGUGCACCAGCUGAGGAUAGAGGCCAGCUUCGACAGGAUAAAGGUGUCCAAGGCUUCAUCGGACCUGAUGCGCUACUGUGCAGAACACGCCAAGAAUGACCCGCUGCUCAUGGGCAUCCCCGCUUCCGAAAACCCUUUCAAGGACAAGAAGCCUUGCACUGUUCUGUAGAGGAACACCUGAACUCUUGCUGCUUUCCUUUUCAUUCUUGUAUGGGGGGGAAAUAAAAAAAAACUGAUAGGAAUAUUGUUCACAGCUUAUCUUAAGGCCAGUGUAUUCCCCUUAAUCUUUCCACAAGCUCUAAAUCCCUCUUUGUCUGCUGUAAGAUAGCAGAAAACACCAAAGAACAGGCAGAAGUCUGAAGCUGAGGCCUCGGGUCGAAGUAAAACUGAAUGUAGCUGAGCUGCAGAGGGCCACAGACGUCGGCCUGAAAUGGGAGAGUUCCCGACUCUCUAAUUAUCACAGCGGCCAUAAACAAACCCCUUCAAUCAUUUGGUCCAAUCAGAUUCAGGCUUUUUUAGCUUUCACCUCUUGCUUUCAUCAGGCUUGCUUCAGGAAACAGUUGUUGUAGUUUGUGCGCUGCUGAUAAUGAACAGCCGAGAUAAUGACAUCCUGUCGCUGGGAGAGAAAACGGUGCCGUCCAUCACACGAGGACAAACUGAUGCACAUCUCCCUACUUUUAUAUUUUGCAAUCAUGGUCACAGUCAGAAACAUAGAGUUAUAAAUUUAAAGUCCAACAACUGCAUGUAGAAAAAUCCUUAGAAACUGUACCCGACCCUAAUCUACUGAGCCUGAGGAAAGCUGCGGAAUAAUAUUAAUAUUAAUUAUUAAUUAAUCAAUUAAUAAGUAUUGCUUGUCUGAGGUUUGUCAGACAGUAUUGUGACGCUGCUGGUAUCAGAUGAUAUCUGUGUCCUGGUAAUUGCCAGUUUGUGGAGGAAAAAAAAAAAAAAGAAGCUUGAGCGAGCUUACAUCAGCAGUGUUAGCGAUGUUAGCUUGCUAGCGUUAGCAGCUUUAGCUAAUGCACAAACUGGCAACAGCUCGGGGGGGCAGAUGACUCAGACAACUGGGGUGCUGUGAUGUGGAUGCAGUGGAAGGGUACGUCAUCAGUAACACCUUUAAUGAUACUUUAGACAGCAGUUAAAUUGGUUCAGCUUGGUUCGUACUUGUUGACAAGUAUUUUGUAAUCUUUCCUCAGAAAAAUGAUUUGAAAUGAGUUUCUUCUUCCCUCGUUGCUUUUGGAUGCAGUAAAGUUUACUGACAGUGGACCUGGAGUGUUGGGAUUAUUUGAGUUAGCUGCAUUUUUUUCAAUAGUUCCUUUAAUUGAAUCCUUUGUGUACCAGAGGGGGAACUCUCCUGACGAAACGCUCAACACGUCUCUCUCUCCUUGUUUUUACGCUUUUUGUUUACGUUUGCCUUUUAAAAAAUGAAUGUAAAGCUUUCGGUGCUUUCGGUCCAUCUUUCUCUAAAAAAAUUGAAUAAAUAUGAACCAUUUCACUGCAGAUUGUGCGUGACAAGGGUAUUCCUUGAUUUAUAUGAAGAAAUAUUAAUGAUCCGGCCAUCAUUGCUUGAAAAAAAAAAAAAAGAGGUUUUUGAGCUCAAUCUGUGCCAUCCUGUCAGAUCGACCUGUUCAGUGUCCCGAUCGUUCUGUGUUCGGUCUGAGCUGAGGAUCAUUACGGUACGAUUCGGGCACUUUGACGACGUGUGACCGGCAGCGUGUAGCUGUGACUUCAUGUCAGUUUUGUGUUGGUGCUCAUGCGAAACUAUUAGCAACUAAUUUCUUUUUUGCAAUUUCUACCAGCCAGGAGCCUUAAAGAUGAAGUGAUCCGAUUUCAACUUUCGACUACCUUCUAGUCACAUAAGUGCUGUUGUAUUGAAUAAUACUGUGAAUAACAAAGGCCCUUAGCUGAAGGGAGUAUAUCUCACUGUUGACUUCAUGUAUGGCAUCGUAUUUUUAAAAAAUGACUUAUGUUGAAUAAUAAAUAGCAUCUCUCAUGUUGUAUGUCCAUGAAUAUUGUAGCGCAGGAUGUACGUCCAUGAACAUGUAUGUGCUUUGCUUUGCUCUUUGCUGUACUUUUGUAGGACUGAACUUCAGUCAGACGUCAGCUUUUAAUUUCUGUUCUGUGACGUUAAUUCAACUCUUUGAAUUAAAACUGUUCUGUUUGGAUUAA